This is a messenger RNA of Caenorhabditis elegans, 416 nucleotides long. RefSeq names its product Mitochondrial Ribosomal Protein, Small (gene mrps-21). The record is from RefSeq and is marked reviewed. The transcript is spliced from 2 exons. Bases 1 to 342 code for a protein of 113 amino acids. Gene Ontology annotation, cellular component: ribosome; cytoplasm. Lineage: Eukaryota; Metazoa; Nematoda; Chromadorea; Rhabditida; Rhabditidae. Gene Ontology annotation, molecular function: structural constituent of ribosome. Gene Ontology annotation, biological process: translation.
AUGGUACGUCAAUUCACCUGGAGAGGAACGAUUUCUCAGCCGUUCGCGAUUAAACUUUUCAAAGGAAUUUGGAAUUCACAUCCAAGAUUCGCAACUCGAACAGUAAUGGUGCAGAACAAUGAUGUCGAUGGAGCUUUCGGACUUCUUAACAGAUUGAUGGAUUCAGAAGGAAUGCUGAAAAUCAUUCGCCGCACUCAAUUCUAUCAGAAGCCCUACAUGCAACGAAAAACACUGUCGAUGGAAGCAUCAACGGCGAUUUUCAACGAGGACAUGAACCGGAAAAUGAAAUUUCUCGUUCGAAAAAAUCGUCCCGACAAGCAUCCCGGACAAGUGACGUCCUAAUUUCGAUCUCAGAAAAUAGUUGUUUUGAGUUUUUUGUUUUGUUUUGUUUUACAGCAAUAAAAGUGUAAAUUAAU